UAUAAUUAAGUCUCAAAAAAUUUGGUGACUGAGUUGUUGGGUGAUGGAAGUAAAGAAGUUUAGUCUCCAAUGGCAGUGCAAAGGGUUUUGGAGUCAGAAGUGGUGAGAAUUGUGGAGAAAUGCAGCACCCUGAAUCAUGCGAAACAAGUUCACGCCCAUAUCUACCGCAACAACCUCCACCAAUGUUCCUACGUAAUCACCAAGCUCUUACGCCUCGUCACCUCGCUCACCCAUGUGCCGCUCCACUCCUACCCUCGCCUUAUCUUCGCACAGGUCCACACCCCAAACCCCUUUCUCUGGACCGCUCUCAUUCGCGCCUACGCCAUCCGAGGACCCCUCUCCCAAGCCCUUCGCCUCUUCUGCUCCAUGCGCAAACGACGCAUCACUCCCGUCUCCUUUACCUUCGUCGCUCUCUUUGCCGCUUCCGGCGCCGCUCAAGAUAUCACUUUGGGGGCGCAGCUCCACGCCCAGACACUCUUGGUUGGUGGCUUCCAUUCUGAUAUGUACGUCAACAACGCCAUGAUUGAUAUGUAUGUGAAAUGUGGGUUUACGCGUUGCGCGCGCAAGGUGUUCGAUGAAAUGCCUGAACGGGAUGUCGUUUCUUGGACCGGGCUGAUUGUUGCUUACGCGAGGAGGGGGGAUAUGAAGGCGGCACAGGACUUGUUUGAUGGGUUGCCUGUGAAGGAUAUGGUUGUUUGGACUGCGAUGGUUACCGGGUAUGCGCAGAAUGGCAUGCCGGAGAAUGCGGUGGAGAUUUUCCGGCGGUUGGUAGAUGAGGGUGUCGAGAUUGAUGAAGUUACCUUGGUUGGUGUUAUAUCUGCUUGUGCUCAAUUGGGUGCGUCUGUUUAUGCUAAGUGGAUAAGGGACAUUGCUGAGAGUUCUGGAUUUGGGGAUGGAAGUAGUGUCCUUGUGGGGUCAGCCUUGAUAGACAUGUACUCAAAAUGUGGUAAUGUGGAGGAGGCAUAUAAUAUCUUCAAAGGAAUGAGAGAGAGAAAUGUCUUUUCUUACAGUUCUAUGAUUGUGGGGUUUGCUAUACAUGGCCAAGUUCAUGCAGCGAUGAAGUUGUUUUAUGACAUGUUGGAGACUGAUGUGAAACCAAACCAUGUUACUUUUGUAGGGGUGCUUACUGCGUGCAGUCAUGCUAGCUUGGUAGACCUAGGGCAGCAGAUCUUUGCUACUAUGGAAAAGUAUUAUGGUGUUGCUCCAACCCCACAGCUUUAUGCUUGCAUGGCGGAUCUUCUUGGUCGAGCUGGAUACUUGGAAAAGGUAAUACGGCUUGUUGAGAGAAUGCCUAUGAAGCCUGAUGGAGCUGUGUGGGGGGCACUUCUUGGAGCAUCAUACGUCCAUGGGAAUCCUGAAGUUGCGGAAAUUGCUUCCAAGCAUUUAUUUGAGCUUGAACCUGAUAACAUGGGGAAUUAUUUGUUGCUUUCUAAUACCUAUGCAUCAGUUGGAAGAUGGGAUGAUGUGUCUAGGGUCAGGAAAUGGAUUAGAGAGAAAAAUUUGAAAAAAGAUCCAGGGUGUAGCUGGGUUGAAGGAAAAAAUGGAAUGAUUCACAAGUUCGCUGCUGGUGACGUGAAACAUCCACAAAUUAAUGAGAUAAAGAAGGAAUUAGAUGAACUUUUGGAACGACUCAAGGGUAUUGGAUAUCAGCCGAACCUAAGUUCGGUGCUCUAUGAUGUUAAUGAUUAUGAAAAAAGGCUGCUACUAAUGUCUCACAGCGAAAAACUAGCGUUGGCAUUUGGAUUGCUGAGUACUGAUGCCGGUUCCACCAUAAAAAUUAUGAAGAACCUUAGGAUAUGUAAGGAUUGUCAUAUUGUAAUGUGUGGAGCAUCAAGACUUACUGGAAGAAAAAUUGUUGUGAGGGAUAACACGAGAUUCCACCACUUCUUUAAUGGGGCCUGCUCUUGUAGAAAUUUUUGGUGACAGAGGCUAGUGCAAUAUGCGGGUGAAUACUGACGAAUCGGUGCUGGAAGGAUAACAUAGUGACCUUUUCUUAUUUUUGGAAAACUAGAGGCGUGUGUAGAGUUGUUUUGUGCCUGCCUAGACUAAUCCAUUAUAAAAGGAUAUUGAAAGUUUAGAUAAAUUGCUCACCUGUUCAUUUUACAGGUUGUUCAAUUCAUCAUUGAGGAGUGUUAAAAAUGUAGAAGGAAGUCAAGCGAUUCAGGUGAAGGUAGUUAGUAGACAAAUUUUUUACCUCGGCAAUGCAAAAGUCUGUACAGAUACAUGAUCAAUGCAGUUCUGUAGCAACAUCAAGUGUUGUUACGUAAAGAGGAGGAUUUUAUGGCAGAUGGAUUGCUCUACAUUAAUCAAGGCCUGAAUUUAUAUAUUGACAAUGACGAAUAAAGCAAUGGUUAAUAGUAGAAAGCAAGGAACAAGAUACUGAAGAAACAGACUAAGGCCGGCCCUUAUAAUUUUUGGUCUUUAAUUUCGUCUCGUCUAUUGAAAGAUCUAUCUCCAAUUAGUUUGGAAGAGUUAUAGCAGGCUACUACAGAAUACCUAGAGAGAUGAUUCUUUACAUGAAGCUAUACUAUGAUUAUGGAUUGCUCUCCGGUGAAAAUUUCUUUAUAUUUUCUUACCAAAAAUCUAGCUGCUUCAGAAUUUGGAUGAGUACAUUCACUCGGCUGAUAGAUAUUGUUAGAAUGUGUUGAGGUGCUAUUUGGUGAAUGAGUUUAACUAUUCCCUUAUGCUACUCCUUUCUGUUACAAUUGUCUUCUGUGUUAUAAAGAUAUUAAUAUGGGAUGAAUAAUGAUAUGAUGA
This is a messenger RNA of Vigna unguiculata (cowpea), 2757 nucleotides long. Its product is annotated as Pentatricopeptide repeat (PPR) superfamily protein. NCBI's taxonomy places the organism in Eukaryota, Viridiplantae, Streptophyta, Magnoliopsida, Fabales, Fabaceae. The record is from RefSeq and is a predicted model, not a curated record. Gene Ontology annotation, biological process: RNA modification. Gene Ontology annotation, molecular function: RNA binding; protein binding; zinc ion binding.